AGCCAGUUUCAAGAGUUAGCUCAUCUUCCCCUCUACUUCUCUCUCAUUCACACAAUUUCUUACAUAUGGAGUUACCCGUCAAGAAACCACACCAUUCUGCUGACCUAGAAACUCAAUACAACAUAAAGGUCAAGAAUUUAUCAUACAAGCUGUCUCCACGAUACGGCGACUUGGACUGGUUUGGCUGGAAGAGCAGCGCCAGCUCCAGAACCAAGUAUGUUUUGAACAACAUAAGUUGUGAAGUCAAGCCUGGAGAGCUUACCGCGAUUGCUGGUCUAAGUGGGGCAGGAAAAACCUCGUUGCUUGAGAUCCUGGCUGGGACGAUCGCAACGUGUGGAGUCUCGGGCCGUGUUCUUGUCAAUGAUAUGCCCAUGAAUGCUGAAUAUUUUCGUAGGGUCUCAGGUUAUGUCACACAAGAUGAAGCUCUAUUCCCACAUCUUACGGUUGAGGAAACACUUAUGUAUAGCGCACGCCUGAGGCUGAAAGUGGGGCGUGACAAGGCCAGGAGUAGAGUCCAUAGCCUGUUAACGGAGCUGGGAUUGGAACAUAUUGCUGGUGUUAGAAUAGGCAGCGAGACUAUCCGGGGGAUUUCAGGUGGCGAGAAACGUAGAGUGUCGAUUGGAGUCGAUUUAGUGCAUGAUCCGGUGGUUCUUCUGCUUGACGAGCCGACUUCAGGGCUAGACUCGGCGUCCGCUCUUCACAUAGUGACGCUGCUUAAAUCCAUGGCCAAGAACCAAGGGAAGACAAUAGUGCUGACCAUCCAUCAACCUGGAUUUCGUAUUCUUGACUUGAUUGAUGAAGUUAUACUCUUAUCCAAUGGUGGGGUUCUUCACAGUGGCUCGUUGGAUCUUUUAGCGGAACGCCUUAAAUCUGUGGGCCACUGCAUCCCCGAGCAUGUGAACGCACUCGAAUUUGCCAUUGAGGUAACAGAAAGCCUGCACAAAGAAGAGAACCAUAUGAUCAAGAUCGAAUCAUGUGACGAGCAACAUACAGAUGAGACAUUGAAUCAGCUGGCAGAAGAAAAGAAGAUAUUCUACUGUAAUUCUCCAUGCAAAGAGGUGGUGAUCCUAAGCCAGAGAUUCUGCAAGAAUAUAUUUAGAACCAAGGAACUCUUUGCAGCGAAGACGAUUGAAGCAGUGCUAACAGGAAUUGUAUUAGGCACAAUAUUCAUUAACGUUUUCGGCAACGCUAAGAAAGCAAAGAUACAAAAUGAACUAGGCUUCUUCGCCUUCACGCUCACAUUCUUGAUAUCAACAACAACAGAAGCUCUACCAAUUUUCCUGCAAGAAAGAAGAAUUCUGAUGCGAGAAACGUCGCGAGGAGUUUACAGAGUCUCAUCCUACAUCAUAGCCAACACUCUCGUCUUUCUUCCGUUCCUCCUAAUAGUCACCCUCCUCUACACCAGCCCAGUAUACUGGCUAGUCGGGCUGAGGCGCAACAUAGACGGAUUUCUCUAUUUCUCAUUAGUUGUUUGGGUGGUCGCCUUGACCGCGAAUUCUUUCGUAGCAUGCUUGAGCACAUUAGUGCCAGAUUACAUCACGGGGAUGUCACUUAUCUACGGAGUGAUGGGGUCGUUUUUCCUCUUCUCGGGAUACUUUAUCUCAAAAGAUACAGUCCCCAAGUACUGGAGAUUCAUGCAGUACUUGAGUUUGUUCAAGUACCCGUAUGAAUGCUUCAUGAUAAACGAGUUUGGAGGAAAAACGGGGAAGCUGAGAUGCAUUGAAGGUUCUGAGCAUGGAUGCUUGGUGUAUGGGUAUCAGUUGUUAAUGCAGCAGGGAUUGAAGGAGUCACAGAAAUGGAGUAACUUGCUCACCAUGUUGAGUUUCAUUCUUGGGUAUAGACUUUUAGGCCUUGUGUUUCUCUGGUAUAGAUCUUACAAAAGCAGAAGUUGAAAAUCUUUAACCCUUCUCUUAUUUCAAAGCAAUUAUUGUUCGUGAAUGUAUUAACUUUGAUUUAUGCAAGAGAUGCUUCACAUGCAUCCCCUACUAAUUCAUAUAUUGUGAUACAUUGUUCCGGAGGUGUUUUCCAGUGCCAAUAACUUUGGUUGCAAAUGCAAUUUU
Sesamum indicum (sesame) is the source of this 2060-nucleotide messenger RNA. Its product is annotated as ABC transporter G family member 10. Gene Ontology annotation, molecular function: ABC-type transporter activity; ATP hydrolysis activity; ATP binding. Gene Ontology annotation, biological process: transmembrane transport. Gene Ontology annotation, cellular component: membrane. NCBI's taxonomy places the organism in Eukaryota, Viridiplantae, Streptophyta, Magnoliopsida, Lamiales, Pedaliaceae. The record is from RefSeq and is a predicted model, not a curated record.